This is a messenger RNA of Phodopus roborovskii (desert hamster), 3078 nucleotides long. RefSeq names its product transmembrane protein 104 (gene Slc38a12). The coding region runs from base 45 to 1535 and encodes 496 amino acids. The record is from RefSeq and is a predicted model, not a curated record. NCBI's taxonomy places the organism in Eukaryota, Metazoa, Chordata, Mammalia, Rodentia, Cricetidae. The transcript is spliced from 9 exons.
ACACAGAAGCAGCCUCUGCGGCCAGCCCUUCUCAGUCUGCGGAGAUGGCAGGUGAAAUCACAGAAACCGGGGAGCUCUAUUCUCCUUAUGUCGGGCUGGUAUACAUGUUUAACCUCAUUGUGGGCACGGGUGCGCUCACCAUGCCCAAGGCCUUUGCCUCCGCCGGGUGGCUCGUCAGCCUCGUCCUGCUGGUAUUCCUGGGCUUCAUGAGCUUUGUGACAACCACCUUUGUGAUGGAGGCCAUGGCUGCAGCCAACGCCCAGCUCCGCUGGAAGAGAAUGGAGACCCACAAGGAAGAGGAAGACGAAGACUCCUCCACAGCCUCAGACAGUGACAUCCUCACCCAAGACAACUAUGAGCGGGCAGAGAAGCGGCCCAUCCUGUCUGUGCAGAGACGUUCCUCAGCCAACCUUUUUGAAAUCACAGACCGGGUGGAAAUGGGGCAGAUGGCUUCCAUGUUCUUCAAUAAAGUGGGGGUCAACUUGUUCUAUUUCUGCAUCAUCGUUUACCUGUACGGAGACCUCGCCAUCUACGCCGCAGCUGUGCCCUUCUCCCUCAUGCAGGUGACCUGCAGUGUGUCUGGGAACGACUCCUGCGGUGUGGACACAGACGCCAAAUACAACGACACUGACCCGUGCUGGGGGUCCCUGCGCCGGGUGGAUGCCUACCGGAUCUAUCUGGCUGUCUUCACCCUCCUCCUUGGACCUUUCACCUUCUUUGACGUCCAGAAGACUAAGUACCUACAGAUCUUGACCUCUCUGAUGAGAUGGAUCGCUUUCGCCAUCAUGAUUGUGCUGGCCCUGGUGCGCAUCGGGAGCAGACAAGGAGAGGGGCACCCACCCCUGGCCAACUUGUUAGGGGUUCGGAACUUGUUUGGGGUUUGUGUGUACUCCUUCAUGUGCCAACACUCGCUGCCAUCCCUCCUCACCCCCGUCUCCUCCAAGCGCCACAUCACACGCCUGGUGUUCCUGGACUACGCGUUGAUCCUGGCCUUCUACGGACUCCUCUCCUUCACGGCCAUCUUCUGCUUCCGUAGCGACAGCCUCAUGGACAUGUACACCCUCAAUUUUGCAAGGUGCGACGUUGUGGGCCUGGCUGCCGUCCGAUUCUUCCUGGGCCUCUUCCCUGUGUUCACCAUCAGCACCAACUUCCCCAUCAUUGCCGUGACCCUGCGCAACAACUGGAAGACACUCUUUCACCGAGAGGGUGGCACGUACCCGUGGGUGGUGGACCGCGUGGUGUUUCCCACCAUCACCCUGGUGCCUCCCAUUCUGGUGGCCUUCUGCACCCAUGACCUGGAGUCCCUGGUGGGCAUCACGGGAGCGUAUGCGGGCACCGGCAUCCAGUAUGUCAUCCCUGCCUUCCUGGUUUACCUCUGCCGCAAGGACACCCAGCUGACCUUCGGCUGUGGAACGGUCAACAAGCACAGGUCCCCGUUCCGCCACACCUUCUGGGUAGCCUUUGUGCUACUGUGGGCUUUCUCCUGUUUCUUCUUUGUCACGGCCAACAUCGUCCUCAGUGAGACCCAGCUCUGACAGCUUGGCGUACCUGGCGAGAGGAGGCAGGGACAGCCCAGCGCCAGCCUCCCCGCCUCAAAGCGGUUUUGAACUGCCACCCAGUCUACAUGAGCACGCUAGACUGGGGCUCUCGGAGCAGGCCGCCGCCUGCAUCUCCAGCUGGUGUCCUCUCCCCACCCAGGCCUCGCCCUGCAAGACAGCCCUCCUGCCUAGGAGCAUGGCUGUUCCCGGAUUCUGGGAUGGAUCCAGUCUGUUACACACAUCCCUCCACCCCUGCCACUGGAGGCUGGCUCCCUUCUCUGUGCAGCGGGAGGGGGGUGGUGGAGACAAUGCUGGCAUUGCUGCUAUUUAUACUAGACCCCGUGUCCCCUCCCGCAUCCUCGACCGUCCACUAGCAGCUGCUGCCUCUUCAAAGGCAAGUUCCCAGGCCCUGGCUCUCCUAACCUGGCCUUCUUGUGCUGGGCAGGGCCCAUUUCCUGACAGUCCUGACCGUUGCUAAGUGUUCCUCCUGUGGGAGGCCUGGCCAGCCCUGGUGACAAGGACAGGAAGUGCUAAUUGGUACCGGGGUCCCUAGACAAGAGCUGUGAGAGCUUUCGCUGUGGGCGCUAGGUCUGCUGUGGCAGACACAUGAAGCAUCCCUUCCACAGGGUUUAAAGCCCUUGGCUUUGGGUCCCUGAAAGGGGCCCUCUGUUCCCUGGCUUCUCCUUUGGAGCCCAGGGACCUCCUGAAGUGCGGGGUAGCACUUGAGAAGCUGCCCUCGCCGCCCUACCCACACCCAUAGUGGCUGACUGCCCCUGACUUAGGGCAGGGAGAGAACAGAGUGCCCCCCCAAAAGGCCUGUGCCCAUAGCCCAGCUUGCUCCUGUGCUGCAUCGCUGCACUGAGGUGGUAGUGCCCCCAGGGGUGUGGUCUGGGUGCUCAGUGGCUGCUGUGGAGCUGGAGGGGGCGUCCACCACCAUAACUGUGGAAGGAGGCCGGGUUCCCAGCUGCCUCCUGUCCAGUCACGCAUGCACCCUCUAGGCCCAAUGCCUUGGAAUGAGCGAUUUAAUGAACUGCAUUUUCAAUGUGCCUUCUGCUUUGGGCACCAGGGAUCCCUCCCGACCCUGGCUUGCCCCAACCCUGGGCCUAGUCCUGUCCUGGACAGAGCUGCCUCUGGGGUAAAGGGUCUCAGACCCCCCCACCCCUCCUUCUUGAUUCCAGUGCCUUGCUCGACCCUCAUGAGGGGACUUGCGCCAGCCGCCCCUUCCCAUCUACAUCUUGCCAUUUAAAGCUUGAGCCCUACUAUGCUGUUGGAUAUCCUGUGACCCUGUCUACAGCUUUGUCACCACUGUCACACAUUAGCAGUCCUUAAGCAUCGUCAUUGCCCAUCCACAUGAAAAACAGACAUCCCUCUCCCCAUCUGCCGUGGUGGCGUCUUCCGAGAAGGCCCUGCCCCAGGGUGGGCCAACUGAGGAGACCAAUACAGCAGCAGCAGCAGGCCCAGGGAUAGGGAAGACUGCCCUUCCUCCCAUGCUCCGCUGUUUGCCCAGAACUCAAUUAAAACAUCUUUACUUACCCUUCUC